This is a messenger RNA of Miscanthus lutarioriparius, 594 nucleotides long. The record is from the annotation of a GenBank genome assembly. NCBI's taxonomy places the organism in Eukaryota, Viridiplantae, Streptophyta, Magnoliopsida, Poales, Poaceae.
AUGUCCAAGUACGGAACCAUCCCGACCACCUCCUCCACUCCGCCACCCGGUGGCUCCACCUCCUCCUCCUCCUCCCCGGUCGACUUCAUCUCCCGCGCCAAGGCCCGCGGCGCGUCCGCGCUCGCCACGCGCCGCCCCUGGCGCGAGCUCGCGGACCCGCGCGCGCUCUCCGUGCCGCGCGGGUUCUCGGCCGCGUACCGCCGCGCGCGCGCCAACCUCGCGCACUUCGCCGCCAACUACGCGCUCGUCGUCCUGCUCGUCGUCUUCGUCUCCCUCCUCUGGCGGCCGGUCUCGAUGCUCGUCUUCCUCGCCUGCUUCGCGGCCUGGCUCGUGCUCUACUUCCUCCGCGACCGCGACGCGGACGGGGCGCUCGUGGUCUGCGGGCGCGGCGUCGGGGACGGUGUGGUCAUCGCGGUCCUCUCCGCGACCACGCUCGUCCUGCUGCUGCUCACGGGCGCCACGGGAUUCAUCCUCACCUCGCUGCUCGUCGGGCUCCUGCUCGUCCUGCUCCACGCACUGCUGCACCGCCCCGCCGACAGCAUCGACGACGAGGCCGGGAGAUGGUACACGCCAGUGCCGCCGUCCAGCUACUAG